Papaver somniferum (opium poppy) is the source of this 1867-nucleotide messenger RNA. Its product is annotated as O-glucosyltransferase rumi homolog. The transcript has 5 exons. The coding region runs from base 132 to 1676 and encodes 514 amino acids. The record is from RefSeq and is a predicted model, not a curated record. Lineage: Eukaryota; Viridiplantae; Streptophyta; Magnoliopsida; Ranunculales; Papaveraceae.
UAUAUAACAUUAAUCUAAGUGUGAUUAACUUCAACUGAUUUGCAUCAGUAGUUGAGUAUCUUCUUCAUCUUAGAUAAUAUGUGUCUGUACUUUGUACUAGGAUUAACCCUAAAGUUGGAGAAAGAAUAAACAUGCAGGGAAAGUCAAUUAGUUUCUGGAGUAAAGCAGGAUUUAAUGAGUUUGAUCCAUUAGAAAAGAUGGGAUGGCGUGUGAAGAAAGCUCCUGCAAGAAGUACCACGAUUCUCUUAAUCUUCAUUCUGUUCUUGGGUGUUUACAUGUACUCUAAUUACCGCAUCGAUUCUAACUUGCUUACAAGCAGUACGUCCGGGAACAAUCUGCUUGUUCAAACCCAAAAGACUACUAAGAUAGCUGAAAUUCCACUAAAUUGCUCAGCGGGAAAACUUACACGUACUUGCCCUACAAAUUAUCCUGAAAAUGUUAGCACAUCUUCCUCGUCAACGGAAUGCCCAAACUAUUUCCGAUGGAUACACGAAGAUUUGCGACCAUGGAAGAACACAGGAAUCACACUAGAUAUGAUAGAGAGGGCAAAACGAACUGCGAAUUUCAGACUUAUAAUUCUGGACGGGAAAGCUUAUAUGGAGAUGUAUAAGAAAUCAUUUCAUUCCAGAGAUAUGAAUACAGUAUGGGGUAUUUUACAAUUGUUGAGGAGGUAUCCGGGGAAGUUACUGGAUUUGGAUCUCAUGUUUGAUUGCCUUGAUUGGCCAGCCAUUAAAUCAAGUGAUUAUCAAGGACCUAAUGCCACAACUGCACCACCACUGUUUUGCUACUCUGGAAACGCCGAAACAUUGGAUAUUGUCUUUCCGGAUUGGUCUUUUUGGGGUUGGCCUGAAAUUAAUAUCAAACCGUGGAAUAUCCUAUCGAAGGAGAUCAAGGAAGGAAACAAAAACACAAAAUGGAUGGACAGAACCAGAUAUGCGUAUUGGAAAGGAAAUCCUUCUGUAGCUCCAAACAGGCGGGAGUUCAUCAAAUGCAAUGUUUCUGAAAAGCAUGACUGGAAUGCACGUCUCUAUGCACAGGACUGGAGGGCUGAAACUCGAAAAGGUUACCAAAACUCUAACUUAGCAACCCAAUGCACUCACAGGUACAAGAUUUAUAUUGAAGGACAAGCUUGGUCUGUUAGCGAGAAAUACAUUCUCGCAUGUGAUUCUCCCACGUUACUGAUAAAGCCUAUCUACUACGACUUCUUCACCAGAGGUUUAGUACCUAUGCAGCAUUACUGGCCUAUCAAGGAAAAGGACAGUUGCAAAUCUAUUAAGUUCGCUGUUGACUGGGGUAAUGAUCACCCGGAGGAGGUUCAAGCCAUUGGAAGUGCAGCAAGCAAGUUUAUGCACGAGGGUCUAAAGAUGGAUAAUGUGUAUGACUACAUGUUCCAUCUUCUGAACCAAUACGCUAAACUUUUAAGAUACAAGCCCACCAUACCGCCAAAAGCUGUAAAUGUAUGCUCGGAGACUCUUGCUUGUCAAGCAGACGGAACGGCGAAAACGUUUAUGAUGGAAUCCAUGGUGAAGUCGCCUAGUGAUAGUAGCCCAUGCACCCUACCUCUUCCAUUUGACUCUCCAGAUCUCCAGGACUUGCUUAGGAAAAAUGAAGAAUCUAUAAAAGAAAUGGAGAUGUUGGAGAGUAGAUUUUGGGAGAACCAACCCAAGCAAAUUUAGGAUGUCAUUAUGCCAUCUCUUGGUUUAUCUGCAAAGUUGAAUGUAUUUUGAAGAGACAAGACUCGGAUGACUGAUGUAUUUUCUUAAGGUUGGACCAAUUAUUAUAUCACUACAUUAUAAUCCCUAUAAAAUGAUAGCAUCGCGGCUGACAAAACUUAUCAAUUUAUCGCGAUAUUAAAUAAUCGUAUAAA